UAAUCCCGCCAAUCUUCCACCCUAAUAAAUCCCGCCAGCAACACCCACUUGACUGCCCUUUUACUAUCCGCACCUACAGACUUGAAAAAAUUGUACUGAUUUCAAUUUUACCCGCCAUUAACUUGCUCCCAUUUUUGCUUAUUCCGUCGUUAAUUUCUAAUCAGUCAUGGAAAUUAACGACGGCGAUGAAGAGGAAUUCGGAUUUUCCAGGAAUUACUUUCUUGCCAAAGAUUUGGGCAGCACUUCCAUUAAGAAAUCAACCCGCAAGAUCUCCGACAUUGAUCUUGUCGACGAACAGGAGCUGAGAGAAGCUGCGGCUAAUAUCGAACCGAAGCAUGAAAAGGAGAUUAUUGCCCUUACUAACAGUUAUAAGAAGUUAUAUUCCAGAUGGGUUUUUGAGCUUAGGUGUGGUUUUGGCCUUCUAAUGUAUGGAUUUGGAUCUAAAAAAGUCUUAAUUGAAGAUUUUGCUUCUACAGCGUUAACGGAGUAUCCUGUGGUUGUAAUCAAUGGGUAUCUUCAGUCAAUUAAUCUAAAACAGGUCAUAAUUGCUUUAGCAGAACUCUGGUGGGAUCAUUUGAAAACCAAGAGAAAAAUUUCAUCCAGUGCUGUGGCUAAAGUUCAACAGCCAUUUAGUUCUCGGUCCAUGGAUGAUCUUCUUGCAGUCUUGGAUGGAUCACAAGGGGAGGAAAAUGAUUCUUUUUUAUGUGUUGUCAUUCAUAACAUCGAUGGACCUGGGUUAAGAGACUCUGAAAGCCAGCAAUAUCUUGCACGAAUAGCUUCUUGUUCGCAUAUCCGUAUCGUUGCGUCUAUUGACCAUGUUAAUACACCCCUACUGUGGGAUAAGAAAAUGGUUCACACACAGUUCAACUGGUAUUGGUAUCACGUUCCUACAUUCGCACCAUAUAAGGUCGAAGGAAUGUUCUUCCCUUUGAUCCUUGCUCACAGCAGCACAGCUCAAAGUGCCAAGACAGCUGCAAUAGUUUUACAGAGUUUGACUCCAAAUGCGCAGAGCGUAUUCAAAAUUCUUGCAGAAUAUCAACUGUCUCAUCCUGAAGAAGAAGGCAUGCCUCUGGAUAAUCUGUAUACAGUCUCUCGGGAGCGUUUCCUUGUGAGUAGCCAGGUGACACUGAACUCCCAUUUGACAGAAUUCAAAGAUCAUGAGUUGGUGAAGACGAGAAGGCGUAAUGAUGGCCAAGAUUGCUUGUACAUUCCUCUUACAGUUGAUGCUCUUGAAAAGCUGCUUUCUGAAAUCAGUCAAUGAUGUACAAUUACAUUUAUAUGAAUGGCCAAUUCUGUUAGCUUCAA
Molecule: messenger RNA, 1305 nt
Organism: Mercurialis annua (annual mercury)
Lineage: Eukaryota; Viridiplantae; Streptophyta; Magnoliopsida; Malpighiales; Euphorbiaceae
Product: origin of replication complex subunit 2-like
Exons: 6
Coding region: 167-1261 (364 amino acids)
Biological process (GO): DNA replication
Cellular component (GO): nuclear origin of replication recognition complex; nucleus
Molecular function (GO): DNA replication origin binding
Source: RefSeq, a predicted model, not a curated record